This is a messenger RNA of Musa acuminata AAA Group (dessert banana), 2077 nucleotides long. RefSeq names its product protein REDUCED WALL ACETYLATION 4. Lineage: Eukaryota; Viridiplantae; Streptophyta; Magnoliopsida; Zingiberales; Musaceae. Gene Ontology annotation, molecular function: acetyltransferase activity. Gene Ontology annotation, biological process: xyloglucan metabolic process; plant-type secondary cell wall biogenesis; xylan biosynthetic process. Gene Ontology annotation, cellular component: Golgi apparatus. The record is from RefSeq and is a predicted model, not a curated record. The transcript is spliced from 16 exons. The coding region runs from base 229 to 1863 and encodes 544 amino acids.
CUUCAAAGAGGGCAACGGAGUUCCGAUGAAAGUUUACUGAGUUUUCUUGUGACGUCGGGUUGGUAGGGUUCUUGCUAUAAAUAGUCACGGGAUUGGAGUUCGAUCUCGGGGCAGCGAGGCGAUAUUUUUCUGGGGUUGGGUUUGGUGGAUCGUGGACCUCGAAAUGGCGCGCCUUUGAACCCCUUCGAUUCGUGGGAUUUCUGAUUCUGGACUUCCGGAGGAUCUUGAAUGGAGAUCGUAGGUCCCGUUACGCCCGGCCAGGUGGCGGUGCUUCUUGGGUUCGUCCCGAUUUUUUUGGGGUGGCUGUAUGCUGAGCUGCUAGAGUUAUGGAAGAACUCUCGGUUUUUCGGGAUGCAUUCUGAUGACGAUUCUAUUGCUUUGGACAUCGGAUCACUUGGGGAAGAAGCUAAAACUCAAUUACUAGCUGGAGGUUUUUCGGUAGGAUCUUCAGUAGCUCACAAGCAAAGACCAGGGCUUGUCAGGUUUUUCAUGAUGGACAAGGAUUUUCUAUUAGAGAACCGCUUGACUUUAAGAGCCAUAUCAGAAUUUGGAGUCGUGUUGGCCUAUUUCUACACAUGUGACAGAACAGAUCUUUUUGGAGAGUCAUCAAAGAGCUACAACAGGGAUAUUUUCUUUUUUCUGUAUUUUCUUCUCAUCAUUGUCGCAGCGAUGACGUCAUUCAAAAUCCACCAUGAUACCUCACCAUCGUCAUCCAAGUCAGUACUAUACCUGAAUAGGCACCAGACCGAGGAAUGGAAGGGGUGGAUGCAGGUGCUCUUUGUGAUGUAUCAUUACUUUGCGGCCAAAGAAAUUUAUAAUGCAAUUCGUGUCUUCAUUGCUGGUUAUGUGUGGAUGACUGGAUUUGGUAACUUCUCUUAUUACUAUGUCCGUAAAGAUUUCAGCUUCGCACGGUUUUGUCAGAUGAUGUGGCGGCUGAAUUUUUUUGUGGCAUUUUGUUGUAUUCUCCUCGAUAACCAUUAUAUGCUGUAUUACAUCUGCCCGAUGCACACAUUUUUCACCCUGAUGGUCUACUGUUCGCUUGGAAUUUUUAACAAACACAACAAUAAGGGAUCAGUUAUUGCUGUCAAAAUUGCUGCCUGUUUUGUGGUGAUUGCUGUGAUAUGGGAGGUACCACAUGUCUAUGAUAUUGUUUGGAGCCCUUUUGCUUUCCUCUUAGCUUACAAUGAUCCAGACGCGACAAAGAAGUUCCGACCAAUGCACGAAUGGCAUUUCCGUGCUGGUCUUGAUCGCUAUAUAUGGAUAUUAGGAAUGAUAUAUGCCUACUAUCAUCCAACAGUCGAGAGAUGGAUGGAAAAACUAGAAGCAACUGAAGCAAAGUUGAGAAUAUUUAUCAAAACUUCCAUUACGGCAAUCUGCCUACUGGCUGGCUAUAUGUGGUAUGAAUACAUAUACAAGCUUGAAAAGUACACUUACAACAGAUACCAUCCCUAUACAUCAUGGAUACCAAUAACUGUGUAUAUCUGCUUGAGGAACAUCACUCAGGAAUUUCGAAGCUAUACUCUCACCCUAUUUGGGUGGCUCGGGAAGAUAACACUGGAGACCUACAUAUCUCAGUUUCAUAUAUGGCUAAGAUCAGGGAAGCCUGAUGCACAGCCUCGACGACUACUGUCUCUUGUACCCGACUACCCUAUGCUGAAUUUUAUGCUCAACACCAUCAUAUAUGUCGCUGUUGCACAUCGAGUGUUCAAUCUGACGAACCAACUGAAGGUGGUGUUCAUACCAACCAGGGAUAACAAGCGACUGCUGUAUAAUGUGAUUACAGGAGCCAUCAUCUCGAUCACCCUCUACGCUUUGUCGCUGGUGUUGCUCAGUCUCACGAAGAAGCUGCACACCGAGGCAUGAGAAGUCCGAUCGACAAACAAACAUGCCAUAUUUGUAUGUGAUGCUCAUUGGUGUCUACUAGUAGGCAUAAGUUUGACCACAGAUUGAGGCGUCUGAGGCUAAUUUUGACCUUGAUGCCUCAAAGGUCAGCAAGUCUUCAUUCUUGAGUUGUUUGCUGUGCAAUAAGUUGAUGUAAAUAUGCAAUUUAUGUGAACUCUGUUGUUUCCUUUGCCAA